AUGCCGCCCUUUAUCGACUACACCUCGCGCACGACCUCUGCCAAGACCCAGCGCCGCUCGAUGGACGCUCCGAGCCCUCCCACGAGCGACCCCGAGCCCCCCUCAUCGCCGCCCCACUCCGAGUCGACGACGACGUCGCCGACCUCGGGCGAUCCCUCACCCGCACCGCUCGACGACGACACGCAGCAGCACGCCGCACCGGCCACGACGCGCAAGAGCCACGAGCACGACCGGCCGCCGCCGCCGGCGCUCCUCGAGGAGGCGCAGCGGGGAGGAGGCGUGCCGAACCGCCGAGCGUCGCAGUCGAGCCGGCGCACGGCGAGGAGCGCACGCGCGCAGCGCGUCGACGAGGAGGACGACGAGGACGAGGACGACGACCACCACCACCACCACCACCACCACCAGCCGACGACCCUCUUCGCCGCGCGCACGACGUCGACCGCCCCAGUGCGCAAGCUCUCGCGCAGCAACAACGGCUUCGGCGCCGCCGAGCAGCAGCACCCGCCGGGCCCGCGCAAGCUGCGCCGCAUGUCGCACGGCGCGUACUACGCCGCCCCGAUGUCGGCGUCGAGCCCGCCCGCGUCGCCCGUCACGGCGCACGCGCACGCGCAGGGCCACGGCGUGGGUCCCGGCGGCGCGGCGGUGAGCCCGCGCAGGCUGCCCGGGCAGGUCAUCGCGAGCCCGAGGGGGAGCGAGUCGCGGGAUGAGCUUGCUGGGCACGGGCACGGGCACGGGCACGGGCACGGGCACGGGCACGGGCACGGGCACGGGCACGGGCACGGGCAGGGGCUUGGGCGCGAGGGCGACAAGGGCGCGGCGGCGAGGAUCGAGCGCGAGGCGAGGGGGAACGAGCGUGUUGCGGCGAGGACGGUGGACCCGGCGGCGGCGAGGGAGCGCGAGGGCGGCGGGCCGACGUUGCGGGCGCCGAGCUUCGGGCCGUACGUGUGCGAGCUCGAGGACCAGGACGACGAGGUGACGCCGCAGGACCGGCACUACGUCGCGCGCAUGCUCGCCAACCUCGAGCUCCAGCACGAGUUCUCGGCCCUGAGCCAGAUCGGCACCCUGAGCGCCUACGGCUCGCCCUUCCUCCCCUUCGCCAACGGGCCCAACUCGCGCCCAGCGUCGGCCCCCUCACCAAAACCCGCCUCGCGCUUCUUCGGCCUCCUCCCCGGCUCGUCGUCGUCGUCGUCCAAGCCCGUCCUGCGCGACGCCCAGUUUGUCGGGUACGAGUGGGACCCGGCAAAGGUGGCGAGGUCGCCCCUGUGCGCGUACCUGUUUGAGCGGUUCGUGCACCAGAUGCCUGGGUUGAGGAGCGCAAAGGACGAGUACUGGGGCGAGCACUGGCAAAAGUUCAUCGACGGGUUCGCAGAGUGCGACUUGAGCUCGACGGUCGAGCGGGGCGAGAUCACGAAACGCCGCCUCCUCUCGAUGGGCAUCGUCCGCCUCCUCGGCACCUACACCUCGUCGGCCCUGCCGGCCGUGCCCGGGCCCGCCGCACCCGCCCGCCCGAGCGCCGGCAUGAUGCGCCUCCUCGACGUACUCGUCGGCGGCGGCGGCUCGAUGGACCAGCUCGCGAGGACGCUCCUCGGUGAGCACGGCGGCGAGGCCAACUACAACGCGUGGGUCGGCGUCGUCGAGAACGAGGCGCACACCAAGGAGCCUACCUACCACCUCCUCACCCAGCCUCUCGCGUCGGCGCACCCUCUCGUCUACAGCCUCGUCCCUCAGUCUGCCUUCGUCGGCCUGUCGGACGCCCUGCACUCGAUCGACCCGCACGGGCGCCUCGCGCUCCCUGCGCUCCCCCUCGCCGACCCUCGCCGCUCCGCCUCGUCCUCCUCGCCCUCGUUGCCUUCCGCCUCCUCCUCCUCGCCACGCUCGACAGCAGCACGCGACGUCCAGACCUGGCUCCGCUGGGUCGUCCUCGCCCUGUCGCACCCGGCCUCGACGGUGCGCUUCCCGUCCGACGACGCGCUCCUCGACCGCGCCCGCGCCGCCCUCGAGCGCUUCCUCCUCUCGUCGUCGUCGUCGUCGUCGUCGUCGUCGGGCAAGGUUGACGCUGCGGCGCUGCGCAGGCGGGUCGAGAACGAGGACGCGAGGGCGGACAAGGGCGCCGAGGAGUGGGCGAGGGUCGGCAGGAGGGCAAAGGCGCUUCGGACGACGUGGGUCCGGUACCGAGGGGCGCUCAUCCGAGGAGGCGAGCUCGACGAGACGAUGAAGCACGUCAAGCGCUGCUCGGCCGUCAAGGACCUCCCGCAAGAGUACAAGGACGCCGAGGAGUGGGCCCUCAUCUACGUCGCGCAAGCUCUGCACUACAUCUUUGUCGGCGCCGCGACUGGGCCUGAGGUGCUCAACAUCCUGCGCAGCUUCCACGAGCUCAUCCCGUAUCGCGCAAUUCAGCUCGGCCUAAGCCUCGUCAACCCGACCCUGGCGAUCCGGGCCAUCGUGCAGCUCAUCCUUGGCCAGCCAGCCGGCCAGCUGUCCCUCUUCCAGCGCAUCUGGUCGCACGUCUGCAACAGCGCCAAUAAGCACCAGCGCGCCCUCAUCAAGCAGUUCCGCGCCAAGCUCGGGCACGACAGCCUGUGCGACACGCUCAAGGCGCACGUCGCCGAGGGCUACGUCGCGAGGCAGCGCACCAAGGCGUCUGCAAUCGCCAAGGACGAGGACAUUGUGCUCACCAUCGUGCGCGAGCGUGGGACUCGGGACGAGCAGGCGCUCGUCGAGCGGUGGCACCAGGCGUUCGUCGACGCCGGCGAGGACCCGACCAAGAGCGCCGAGGCGGGCUCGUUCGCCGACCUCAAGGAGCUGCUCGCCGCCUACUACCGCUUCCGCGACCGCGAGCAGGUCCUCAACAUUGCGCUCGAGCCCAACACGCCACGGCUCCUGCACGCGAGCAUCGCCGUCUUCUACUCGACGAUCCACGCCGUCGCCAACGCGAGCAAGCUCAGCGACCGCGUCGGCGACCUGCAGCUGUUCCUCAACGACUUGGUCAAGGUCGCGACGAGGAUGGGAGAACCGCACGAGUUCAUCUCGCUCGCAAGGCGGCACCACCAGGCGCUGUACUUCUUCGUCCACGAGCUCGCGGCCAACGGCGGCGACCUGCUCGACCCGAUCCUCGGCUGGGCCAAGGACGGCCUCGCCUUCCUGCGUGACGGCGCCAAGCCCCCUUCGACGUCCUCGUCCUCGUCGUCGUCCUCGGCGGCACCGCGAGCCGGCGCCGACGUCGAUGCGCUCCUCGAGCGAGCUGGCGACAAGGACGCCGCGGCCGUCAAGACCGAGGCGCGCGCGUUCGCGAGGUGGACCGCCCUGCGCAAGGCGCAGCAGGACCUCGAGCUGCGCGUCGACCUGAUCCUCGCGUCGCGGUCGUCCUCGUCGUCGUCGAACGGCGACGCGCACGGCGCCGUCGAUGACCUCGACGCCGCCGCCGCCGACCUCGACAAGACGGCGCUGUGGUCGCGCUUCCUCGGGUUCGUCCCUCUCGCGCCGGGCGCGCGCGCCUCGUUCGCGGCGGCGGCCGACCGGCAGCGGCGCGAGCUGCACCGCACGGGGCCCGGCGGCGACCUCGAGUGGGCGGCGUGGUGGGCCGAGCGCGAGACGGCGGGCGCGGCGGGCAAGGAGGGCGUCGUCGUUGCGCAGCGCGAGGCGGCGCGCGAGGCGCUGAGCCCGGUCAGCUCGAGGGCGACCAAGGGCUCCUCGGCCAAGGGCGGCGUCAAAGGCGCCGGCGGGGAGCGCACGCCGCGCGUGUCGCUGUCGCACGAGUUUGAGCGCAGGAUCGAGGCCGAGCUGGCGGUGCCGAUGCCGUCGAGCGAGGCGACGAGGUGCCUGCUUGACGGCUAUGUGGCCCAGCUCGAGAAGACGCUGAGCAAGAGGAGGUAGAGAGGGAGUCUCAUUGUGUAGCCUUGCAGCACUGUAUCACUCACGCACCAUCC
Molecule: messenger RNA, 3926 nt
Organism: Rhodotorula graminis WP1
Lineage: Eukaryota; Fungi; Basidiomycota; Microbotryomycetes; Sporidiobolales; Sporidiobolaceae
Exons: 15
Coding region: 1-3873 (1290 amino acids)
Molecular function (GO): phosphatidylinositol binding
Source: RefSeq, a predicted model, not a curated record